This is a messenger RNA of Pieris brassicae (large cabbage white), 735 nucleotides long. RefSeq lists its product as uncharacterized. The record is from RefSeq and is a predicted model, not a curated record. The coding region runs from base 1 to 735 and encodes 244 amino acids. NCBI's taxonomy places the organism in Eukaryota, Metazoa, Arthropoda, Insecta, Lepidoptera, Pieridae. The transcript has a single exon.
AUGGUCAUCGCACAGCUUGAAAAGCAAGAUAUCCAAAACAUCGCUGAUCUCAUUUGCUCGCCGCCGGAAGCAGAUUACUACAACACCAUUAAAGACCGUUUAAUAUCGCUAUACGAAGAAUCUAACAGCGCACAAACGAAGAAGCUACUGUCGCAAGUUGAGCUUGGAGACCAGAAACCCAGCCAGCUGAUGAGGCAAAUGAAGCAGCUUAACAAGGACAAAUUUCCCGAGAGCACCAUCAAAAUGAUGUGGCUCGAGCAUCUGCCGCCACACAUUCGUUCCGUGCUAGCCGUCAGCGAAGCGUUUAAAAUCAAAACGACGCUUGACGACCUGACCUUGCUCGCGGACAAAAUGAUGGAAGUCCACACGCCGUCGCAAUACAUCGCUGCCGUCGCGACGCCUUUCACACCUGUAGCAUCGCCACCAACUCCAGAACAACAACCAACCAUCGACACCCUCAUCGGUGAAAUAAGAAGAUUGUCUUUGGAAGUUGCCGAGCUACGAGUACAACCGCGCGACAACUACCGCAACAGUCGUUCUCGCUACCAUUCACAAUCACGCUCGCGGAACGCAUCAACAAAGCGCAACGAAAACCGACGAGAGUCGCAGAUGGAAGAUCGAAGCCGGAAAAAAUCUCCAAUGCCGUACUGCUAUUACCAUCAUUGCUACGGUAUGGACGCGAAGAAAUGCACACGACCAUGCAGUUUCAAGCCCAUAAAUCAGUCGGAAAACUAA